AUGUUCCGUUCCCCCCGGGACACGGACACGGACCGCUCCGCUCCGGGACACGGGCCGAGAUGUUCCGCUCCCCCCGGGGCACGGACACGGACCGAACCGCUCUCUCCGGGACACGGACACGGACCGAACCGCUCCGCUCCCCCCGGGACACGGACGUUCACCGAGACGCCCCGCUCCCCCCGGACACGGGCCGAGACGCCCCGCUCCCCUCGGGACACGAACCGAACCGCUCCACUCCCCCCGGGACACGGACAUUCACAGAGACGCCCCGCUUCCCCCGGACACGGGCCGGGAUGUUCCGCUCCCCCCGGGACACGGACAUUCAGAGAGACGCCCCGCUCCCCCCGGACACGGGCCGGGAUGUUCCGCUCCCCCCGGGACACGGACAUUCAGAGAGACGCCCCGCUCCCCCCGGACACGGGCCGAGACGCCCCGCUCCCCUCGGGACACGAACCGAAACGCUCCACUCCCCCCGGGACACGGACAUUCACAGAGACGCCCCGCUUCCCCCGGACACGGGCCGGGAUGUUCCGCUCCCCCCGGGACACGGACAUUCAGAGAGACGCCCCGCUCCCCCCGGACACGGGCCGGGAUGUUCCGCUCCCCCCGGGACACGGACAUUCAGAGAGACGCCCCGCUCCCCCCGGACACGGGCCGGGAUGUUCCGCUCCCCCCGGGACACGGACAUUCAGAGAGACGCCCCGCUCCCCCCGGACACGGGCCGGGAUGAUCCGCUCCCCCCGGGACACAGGCCGGGAUGUUCCGCUCCCCCCGGGACACGGGCAUUCACAGAGACGCCCCGCUCCCCCCGGACACGGGCCGGGAUGUUCCGCUCCACCGGAGAUCACGAACCUCCUACCGAUCACGGAUCGGCCUGGCGCCCACUGA
Mobula hypostoma (lesser devil ray) is the source of this 888-nucleotide messenger RNA. Its product is annotated as basic salivary proline-rich protein 1-like. Lineage: Eukaryota; Metazoa; Chordata; Chondrichthyes; Myliobatiformes; Myliobatidae. The record is from RefSeq and is a predicted model, not a curated record. The transcript has a single exon. The coding region runs from base 1 to 888 and encodes 295 amino acids.